AUGGCGUCAAAUAGUUUAGCAGAUGCCCACAUAAUAAACCCCAACCCAACUGACAAUAUAAGCAAUGUUUUUAACGUCAUGGGCAAUCACUCCACCCUCCCCCCGCCUCUCAAUGGGUCGGAGAGUCGCGAGUUCGAGAGGAUGGUCGAGAUCAUCAUCCCCACCAUCUUCGGCUUCAUCUGCGUGCUGGGGCUCUUCGGCAACUCGCUGGUGAUUCUGGUCGUAUUAGCCGACAAACACAUGAGGAACACGACCAACAUCCUCAUCCUAUCCCUAGCCGUCGCUGAUCUGCUCUUCAUACUCUUCUGUGUACCCAUCACUGCCACGCGCUACGCCUUGUCGGUUUCGCCAUUCGGCGACAUCGGCUGCAAGGUUUCUCAGUACGCUGUGUACGUCUGCGCCUACGCCAGCGUGUACACGCUAGUUGUCAUGUCCUUAGAUCGAUAUCUAGCCGUCGUUCACGCGAUACGUUCGAUGACGCUUCGAUCAGAAAGAAACACCUGGUUCGCUAUCGCCAUCAUCUGGAUCAUCAUCCUAUGCGGGAACAUCCCAAUCUUGAUACAGUUCGAGGAGAUGCACUACGUAUUCGGGAACGAGAACAGGUCAACGUGUAUAAACAUCGCCGACCUUGAAAACGAAAGAAUCGGGAAGGCUUUAUUUGGAUCCUUCUUCUUCUUCGGCUACGUCAUCCCUCUUGGCAUCACCAUGCUCUUGUACGGGCUGAUGCUGAAGCGUCUGCUGUACGGCGUCGUCCCCGGCGGCGCCAACCAAUCCGCAGAAAGCAUCAGAGCCAAGAAACGCGUCACGCGAAUGGUGGUGAUUGUAGUGGUCAUCUUUGCUAUAUGCUGGCUCCCCAUCCAGAUGAUUCUCUUCACGCAGAAUUUCCAGGAAAAUGUAGAGUGGUCGGCGGCCUACAUCAGUAUUCAGAUGGCGGCUAACUGCUUGGCUUACAUGAAUAGCUGCGUCAACCCGAUCCUCUACGCGUUUUUGUCGGAAAACUUUCGUCGAAGUUUCCGGAGGUUCUUAUGCUGCACGGAAAGCUCGAGUACGAGCGGACGAACAUCCGGUUCACGGUGACCGAGAAAGAGACGACCAGCACGAAGACGACGUGUGUCAACAACUCAA
This is a messenger RNA of Physella acuta, 1125 nucleotides long. Its product is annotated as allatostatin-A receptor-like. The record is from RefSeq and is a predicted model, not a curated record. Gene Ontology annotation, molecular function: neuropeptide Y receptor activity. Gene Ontology annotation, biological process: G protein-coupled receptor signaling pathway. Lineage: Eukaryota; Metazoa; Mollusca; Gastropoda; Physidae. Gene Ontology annotation, cellular component: plasma membrane.